UGUACUCCAUGUGCCACCCCCAGCCUCACCCCUGCUCCCAGGUUUCUUGCCCUGACUGAUCACCGUUAAGAGCCCAAGCCAGACAGACCUGCUCCCCGCCUGCCACACCGCUCGCCCAGGGAUCUUAGGAAAUCUGCCACUUAGUCUUUUGAGCCUCAGUUUCCUCGGCUUGCAAAACACAGGUAACAAUGCCCACCUCUGAGGGUUACUGUGAAGACUCAGUGAAGUCACAUCUGAAAACAAAGUCCAACCCAACAAGGGGAACGUGGUAUUAGCCUGACUCAUCCUAGCGAAGCUCAUGAGAGGGGAGGCUGCUUUAGAGGUUUCCUCGGGCUGCGGUGCCGGGCUCCAGGCCUGCUGCGGCCUGUUACCAGCGUUCCCCUCCUGCCUCUAUUAAACAGUGACCCGAAACCUGCCUGCGUUGUAAUGAGCCCCAUGUGGCCAAGGAGACCAAUCAUAUUAUUGGCAGUCAGAUGAUGGCUCUGAGAUGACAGUGACGACCGCUCGCGGCCGUCACCCUUCAAGAAACGCAGCACCCAAGAGCUGGAUCCUAGCUCUACGCUGAGGGCACAAACCUCCAGAUCAGGAAACACUAGCUGCAGCAGGCGGGGCCCACGGACUUGAUCAGCCUCCAAGGAGAGUCUGCUCUUGGAAUUCCCUCUGCGACCCCACCUCCCAGCCUGUUUUCUCAGGAGCUCUGCUCCUCAAAGUACAGCCCACCAGCAGUGGCGGUGUCGCCUGGACGCCUGUCAGAAACGCAGUCUCAGGCUCCAGGGCCCUCGGUGACUCUUGUGCACGUCAGAGUUUGAGAAGCACUACAGACGGUUUCGAAGCCUCGAGGCGACGCGGUGCAUGCAGAGCAUCUGCGAGUAUACGGCCCUGGCUGGACUGCGCCUGGGGAGCCAACAGGGAACGACACGCCUGGCGUCCUGAGCUCACAGCACUGACACUGAGGGAGAAGACAGUGGUGGCCAUUUCCCGGGAAGCCUGGAUGCAGCCCUUGCGCCCCACUCCCCGCCCCCCAGAGAGGAACGUGCAGUGUGGCUGCUUGGCCGGGGGGGUCCCCACCGUCGCGAGCCACUCGUGGAUCUCAGGCCUGGCCUUCCCGGACUGGGCCUACAAGGCCGAGUCGUCCCCGGGCUCCCGGCAGACCCAGCUGUGGCACUUCAUCCUGGAGCUGCUGCAGAAGGAAGAGUUCCGCCAUGUCAUCGCCUGGCAGCAGGGAGAGGUCGGGGAGUUUGUCAUCAAGGAUCCAGACGAGGUGGCCCGCCUCUGGGGCCGCAGGAAGUGCAAACCACAGAUGAAUUACGACAAGCUGAGCCGGGCCCUCAGGUAUUACUACAACAAGAAGAUCCUGCACAAGACCAAAGGCAAGAGGUUCACGUACAAGUUCAACUUCAGCAAGGUCCUCGUGGUCAGCUAUCCUCUGUGGGAGGUGCGGGCACCGUCAGCCCCCCGCCUGCUGCUGGGGGCCCCUGCCCUGUUUCAGCCAGCCCUGGUGCACAUGGACGCGCGGGGUGAGUGUGUCCUGGGGAAUGUGUGCCAGGGAGCGCCCAUCCCACCCCACACCUGCUCAUCCUCACGCGGCAGCCCCUGCACUGGGCCAUGGGGCAGCUGCUGGCUGGACAGCGAACCCCCCGCGGGCCACCAGAGGCCUCUGAGGACAAGGAGGGGAGCGGCAGCAGUGCCCACCGUGAGUGCCUGGGACUGGGGAGGCGCAGGAUGUCCUAACCGGACAAGGGGAGCAUUCUCCUAGAGGAGCACGUGGCUGAGGGCGUGACACAAGCCUGGCGAGACAUUUGGUCCUGUCCAACCUGCCACGCCAAAAGAUCCCCGAUACUUGGUCCUGUCCUAACGGUCCAUGGGGACGUUAGGUCCAUGCCAACCCAGCCACCUGGGCCCGUGUGCCAGGAUCAGCUGAGGCAAGAGGGAUCAUUCUAAAGGACCCAUAAAGCAUGAUAGCAUUCUCUAUGUAGUAAUCAAUAAGCCCGAAGCAGAAACGAAUGGUGGGACAUUUUCUAAGCGUGGACGUUUUGGACAGGACCAAAUGUCUGCUAAUCAAGAACAGGGGUAAUAUAAGUCAUGUAUUCAUUCAACAAACAUUGCUUGAAUACCAGCUAUUUACUAGGGUUUGGGGGUUCAGAGAAGAAAGAUGGCCCUCGAGAUGCUCAGAGACUAGUGGGGAGCAGAGAUGGGGAGACAGCGGGUGACCGGUGCUGAGAUUUGGGGAAGCAUACAGGCGCCACCGGGGUACAGAGCAGGAAGUGGGCGGGCUUCCUGGAGGAGGCUGCGCCCAGGCAGGUGGAAGGGACGCCCAGGCAGAGAGCAGCAGCCGUGAGGCACGGGCUGCGAGUGAGUGUCGCACGUCUGAAGAAACUGGUAGCUCCUCACAUCCGUGAGCUGUGUGAUGGGGAGGGGACGAGGCGGAGGGCAACAGAUGAGGCCGGCACGGCAGACAGGGUGCAGUCGGUCACAGGGUCCUCAGAGGCCACGCUGCUGGGGGACUCGAUCCUGAGGGCUGGUUGAGAGCUCCAUGUUACAAAGGUGGCUCGGGUUGAACGUGGAGUUCGGGCUGGAGG
Molecule: messenger RNA, 2579 nt
Organism: Hipposideros armiger (great roundleaf bat)
Lineage: Eukaryota; Metazoa; Chordata; Mammalia; Chiroptera; Hipposideridae
Product: ETS translocation variant 3-like protein
Exons: 8
Coding region: 992-1756 (254 amino acids)
Biological process (GO): regulation of transcription by RNA polymerase II; cell differentiation
Cellular component (GO): nucleus
Molecular function (GO): sequence-specific DNA binding; DNA-binding transcription factor activity, RNA polymerase II-specific
Source: RefSeq, a predicted model, not a curated record